GAGCAUUGCUGAGAUGCCUGACAUAUCGAACUGUGACCAUAAUCGCGACGGAUGACAUAGUGCGAGGUUCUGUGCAUGACUACUGGAAACCCCAGAAAAGUCGAGGCAUGGUGGUUGUAUGAGGUCCAGUAAUCCCCUACCAGAACCUGGGCAGGAUGGGCGAGGGGGAGGGAAAAGGUUGUCAGGUCUGCCAUAGCAGCCGCAAGCCUUUGCUGUGCCCCAAUUGCGUGAAGAGAGGCCUCCUUAACAACCUUGGUCUCAAGGCAAUAAGGCACCAUAGACAGAAGCUGUUGGAGCGCGUCACCAGAUCAUUAGAUCCGCAGAGGAGGAAAGAGCUGCGCGCUGUGCAGCUCCAGAAAAAGCAUGAGUGCUUGGAGGCUUUUGCACGCACGUCUGCUCGAGCUGCAGCCGCUGAGGAUGAGUUCAGACGAGUGCUGGAGGAGGCAGAGAAGCUUCGCGCCAGCAACAAGCGGCGCUACAGGCUGGUUGAGGAAGCAAGGGAGCAGCUUGAUAGGAAGAGGACGGAGCUGCUGGUGCAUGUGCUGCCAGAGAGCAUCCAUCAGCGGACCAUGCAUCUGCGCAUUCUGAGCGACCAGCUAAUCCUGGCGCGCAGUCAGAGGAUGGCUGCGCUGUUGGAGGUGCUGCCGCUGCAGAUUCCCGCGCUGCGGCCCAGUAGCCCCGAAGCUCGGGGGGACCGAGCACCCCGCGGUGGCGGGCCCCUCCCGAGCAGAGGGGGGCCUGGCGGCGACCACCGGGGCCCCCCCGCCACCAUCCCCUACGUGAAGCUGUGCGGCCUGCGCCUGCCCGAGUCCUUCGCGCCAUACGUGGAUGAUCAGAAGGAUGCCCAGGAGACGGGGACGGUGCUGGGCUAUCUGGCGCAGUUUCUGCACCUGGCGGCCUUCUACCUGGACGGGCCACUGCUGCACACCAUCGGCCUCCAGGGGAGCACAAGCUCGCUGUGGGUCCCCCGCUCUUUCUGGGAGCCUGGGCCCCCCACAGAGUCGGCAGUGAACCACCUCCAUAUCCGCAGCGGCGCCCACACCGCAGCCGCAGCCCCGGAUGCAAACAAUGCAGCUUACACGCUGGCGGCCAUUACUCAGCAGUGGGAGGCCAUGAAAAGCGGCAAUUCGUCGAUGCGGCCGACGCGGCGGCAGAAGGAGGAGAUGGCGAUGGCGCUGCGGAUGCUCUGGCGGUCUACAGCGGCGCUGCUGGCCGAGCACCUGGGUGCAGAUGCGCAGGCUCUGCCCUCCGAUUGGAACCCCAUCGCCAGCCUGGCAGUGCUGUGCGCGCAGGCGGCGCGGCCGAGUCCGCGGCGGCGAGCGGCGAGCGCGCAGGUGUCUCUGGCCGGCAGCGUGCUCCUUCGCGCGGCCGCCCUCGGAGCCGGCGCCACCAUGGCCGCCGAGGGCUUCCUCACCGACGACGAUGAGAACGAGGUGGUGGACGGGUGGGACAUGGUGCAGCGGCCGGCGGUGUGGCAGCCGGACGCGUCUACAGCGGUGUCCCUGCUGGGCCCAGAAGCCGCCCACUACCUGCCCCCGCCCCCUAGCCGGCCGGUGGAUGUGCUGAAUUGGGAGCGCGCCAUGUUCACCGACUCCAACUCGGUGUAUCUCACCCACGUGGCGCCUGUCAUUGCCGCAGCUCUGCCGCCCUCAUCUCUGACAGCUCUCCUGUCACCCUUCCGGCGCAGCAGCGGGAACUGA
Messenger RNA from Coccomyxa subellipsoidea C-169, 1700 nucleotides. RefSeq lists its product as hypothetical. The transcript has 12 exons. Gene Ontology annotation, cellular component: endosome; lytic vacuole. Gene Ontology annotation, molecular function: SNARE binding. The coding region runs from base 156 to 1700 and encodes 514 amino acids. Lineage: Eukaryota; Viridiplantae; Chlorophyta; Trebouxiophyceae; Coccomyxaceae. The record is from RefSeq and is a predicted model, not a curated record. Gene Ontology annotation, biological process: SNARE complex assembly.